Molecule: messenger RNA, 1137 nt
Organism: Plasmodium gonderi
Lineage: Eukaryota; Apicomplexa; Aconoidasida; Haemosporida; Plasmodiidae
Exons: 4
Coding region: 1-1137 (378 amino acids)
Cellular component (GO): Set1C/COMPASS complex
Molecular function (GO): protein binding; chromatin binding
Source: RefSeq, a predicted model, not a curated record
AUGAAUCCAGUGUUGCAUAAGAAAAUAAAACUAACGGACGAGGUCGUAAAGAAAUUUGAAGUCCUCAGAGCAUUCAAGUACAAGCAAACAGUAACGAAAAACAUGACGUGGAGCCAGGACGGAGAAUUGUUAUUAACAUCUAAUGGAAAUGAUUCAAUAACUCUAUAUAGCUUAGCAAAGGGGAAUAAUAUAAAAUCUUUACAUAGUAGAAAUUGUGGUGUGGAUGUUGUAAGAUUUUUAAAUAAUACCAAUGACGUUAUUGUAUGUUCAACUAAAUCAAAUAAUUCAGAGCAUAAACAAUUUCUUAGAUUUUGGGACAUUAAAGAAAAUAAAUAUAUAAAAUCUUUACCACAAAUUGGAAAUAUAUGUGAAUAUAAUGGCAUUAAUAUAAAUGAAAAUAAAAAACUAAUGUUAAUUAAUUCAGAUGAUGGGCAUAUAAAAUUAUAUUAUUUUAAUUGUGAUUCUCCGCUAAUUUUAUAUAAAUCUAAUUUCAUGAGACCGGUGUCUUCUUUUGAUAAUGAAGGUCACAUUUUUGUUGCUUCAUAUGGAAAUAAAGAAAUUCAUUUUUAUGACUUAUUAAUGCUUGAUCGUGGAGAAUAUAACAUAUGUAAUUUAAAGAAUUAUAUGAACAAGGAUGAAUUUAUAACUAACCUUUUAUUUACUCCAAAUAAUAAAGAAAUUAUUGUCUCCACCAAUUAUAAUAAUAACUUCAAAAUAGAUUCCAUUACUGGGAAUUUUAUAUGUCUAUAUAAAUAUCCCGACAUUACAAAAGAACAAUCUACUACAUCUUAUCAUUCAACAACUACCCAUUUGUACACACACACACACAAAAAAAAAAAAAAAAAAAAUAUGUCCAGUUUGUACGAUCAAUGGCUAGCAAAUGAUGACACCAGCGAUUUUAAAUACUCUGUAGAAAAUUCGUGCAGCAGCGUUUUCCUCCCAACUAUAACACCCGAUGGCCAAUAUGUCAUGACUGGUUGCAUUGACAAUGGAAUUCACAUUUGGCGUGAAAAUGGAAAAUUCCUGACAACACUAUAUGGCCAUGAAGGCCCCCCCUAUAAUGUGUGCUUCAACCCCAAAUGCUCAAUCUUGGCAUCAAGUUGUUUAAAUAUAGCAUUGUGGCAGCCAUCAGUAUAA